CCUGCAAUCGCUCACCCGAUCCUGCAUAUGCACGGCAUACUCAAUCGAGCAAUACUCAUCAAGAUCACACAGGAACUGUACCGAUCGCCUUGUCGUGAUUACGACGGCGAGAAGCACACGCAGUCCGCUCAGGCGCCAGCAGAAUGUCUCACCGCAUUGCCUGUAGAAUGCGAUGCGAGAGUAGGGCUAAUGAUGGCACAACCCUCAUUCCAUUCCGCGUUCCGGAUCGAAGGUGUUCAGAGAAUCGCCGCCUUGCCUCAGGGAGCUUUUCCAAGCUACUGCAUGCUCAAGGGCCUCGUUUCGUCUCGUCAGCAAAUGGAAACACUGAACACCGACCCCGCUCGCGAAUAG
Periconia digitata is the source of this 351-nucleotide messenger RNA. The record is from the annotation of a GenBank genome assembly. Lineage: Eukaryota; Fungi; Ascomycota; Dothideomycetes; Pleosporales; Periconiaceae.